Molecule: messenger RNA, 3597 nt
Organism: Pelmatolapia mariae (spotted tilapia)
Lineage: Eukaryota; Metazoa; Chordata; Actinopteri; Cichliformes; Cichlidae
Gene: mia2
Product: MIA SH3 domain ER export factor 2
Exons: 23
Coding region: 106-2706 (866 amino acids)
Biological process (GO): protein secretion; endoplasmic reticulum to Golgi vesicle-mediated transport; vesicle cargo loading
Cellular component (GO): endoplasmic reticulum exit site; endoplasmic reticulum membrane
Source: RefSeq, a predicted model, not a curated record
UAGGAUGUGAAACCGCCGCUGACCCGCUUCACGGCUCUAGUUUCUUAACGGUGUAAAUAUAAUAUUUUUUAAGUUUAAAUAUACGUCAGAUGAAAUAAUUUGGACAUGGCAGAGAAUCCGGCGAGUGACCAGUCGGGCAUCAAAGCGGCCGACUUCCAGGCGACGGCAGAGGCUUACUACAGUAUCGCCGUGGAGAAAGUGAAGGACGUGGUAUCGUCUCUGCCCGAUGACUUAAGACCUGGGCCAGACCUGUAUGGUGUGCCAUGGGAACCUAUCAUUGUCUCUGGCCUGUUGGGCCUGGUGACACUUCUGUUGUUCACCUGUAGAUGUUACAGCUCUAUAAAAAGCAGAAUUUACCGACGUAGAGAGCAGGGGAUGGCAGAACAGGUUGCACAGCUACUGGAUGAGAAAUCCAAAGUCCUUGAGAGUCUGAGUCAGUGUCAACAAGAGUAUGACGACCUUGAGAGUUCACUGAGGGACAGCGGUGUCUUGGCUCAGACUCAGAAGACAGAACAACUGGAGGUCAAAGCCAGACAGUUGGAGCACUCCAAACAAGAGCUGGAGAGGGAUCUGGAACAGCUAAAGGAUCAACUGGACCAGCAAAGGGAGCACAGGAUAGAACAAGAAAGGAGGAUAGCAGUCCUUGAGGAGAGCAUGAAAUCCCUUGAAGAUGAAACUAAAGACUUUCAGUCACAGGAAGAGCAGGCACAGACCACUUUGAAAGUGUACAGCAUGAACAGUGACAGACUACAGAGGAACCUGGAAACAGCUGGAGAGGAGAAUGUAGUGCUAAAGGAGAGCAAUGCUCAUUUGAGGCAGCAGGUGGAGGGAUGGGCAGAGAGAGUGAGUGAAUUGGAGGCAGAGAUGAAAAGGUGUGAGGUUGCUUACAGCGGGAUGAUGCAGGAUGUGGCCACCAAGGAUGAACGUAUAAUGUCAUUAACAGAUCGGCUGCUGAGGUUGAAAGGCUGGGAUUCAGAGCUGGAGGAAGAGGAAGGAGGAGAAAAGGAGACAGCCAAUGGUACGCCAGAAAAAGGAGAGAAGAAUGGAAGAGGGGACAUAACGGACACCCAGGCCCAUCUGCAGAAAGUCCAGAAACUUGUUUAUGCUGCUAAGCUGAAUGCAGACCUCAAAUCCCUAGAUGAGGAUAAGGACAGAGUAUUUGCCAAACUGAACGAUGAAAUCAAAGCAAAAGAAGACCUGCAAUUGAGCAUAGAAGAUAUGGAGAAAGAGAAACUAACUUUGCAGUCGGACGCUGAGCACUACUCGGAUCAGGUCCAACGAUUACAACAGAAACUCCAGAUUAUGACAGAAAUGUACCAGGAGAAUGAGCUCAAACUGCACAGACUUCUGACGGUGGAGGAGAAAGAGCGUCUGCAGAAAGAGGAGAAGUUAAACAAAGCAGACAAAAAUAUUGCGCUGGCGAUGGAGGAACUUAACAACUACAGGCAACGAGCUGAAGAAAUGGAGGAAGAGCUGGAGAAAACCAAACAGUCUUACCAGACUCAGAUAUCAGCACAUGAAAAGAAAGCUCAUAAUAACUGGGUGGCAGCCCGAGCAGCAGAACGAGAACUGUCAGACAUCAGAAGAGACAACGCUCUCCUCAGACAGAAACUGACGGAUACACAGUUUAAACUGGACGCCCUCGACAAAGACCCGUUUGCCUUGAACAGUCUAGCAAGACCAAUGCCUUUCCGAGCUGAAAGGUCACCGUAUGUUCCUUCUCCUCUGGGUCGACCUUCAUCGGAAACCAGACCAUUUCUCUCACCUCCUACGUUAAUGGAUGGACCACCUGCUCGACUGUCUCCUAGAGUGUCUCGUGGUCCAGGGGAGCCCCCAGGAGGCCAGGGGGAGAUGGAGCGCAGUGGAGGUCCUCAUUCAGACAGCGGUUCAAUCUCUCCUACCUGGGAGAGAGAUCGCAGAGGACCCCCACCAGGACCCUUACCAGGACCCCCUGGGCCUUUAGGACCUCCAGGCUAUAUGUUUCCAGAACCAGGAGCUCCCAUGUACAGAAGACCUCUACCUCCUCCAGGAGCUCUGGGCCUUUUGCCUCCUCCUGACUCUCUCCCUCCUGGCGUCCUUCCCCCCGGUGUCCUCCCACCUGGUGUUCUCCCUCCCGGCGCCCUCCCUCCUGGCAUCCUCCCUCCCGGUCCACUCCCUCCUCGUGUCCUUCCUCCUGGUCCACUCCCUCCUGGCUCUGUCCCUCCUGGCCCCCACCAUCCUCGGAAUGUCCCUCCAGGACCCUCUCACCCUGCAGACAUGCCAGAUUCCUACAGAGAAAACAGCUUUGGACCUGGUGAACAGGACCAUAGAGAGUCCGGUCCUGAACGCAGGACUCCCCCUGAAGCAGAUCCAAGGAUGGGUCCACCAAUGGGUCCCAUGGAUGGUCCCUUUCCUCGCAGAGCCCCUUAUGGACCCCCACCUCCUGAUUUCUACCCUCCCAGGGGACCUGGGGGACUUCCCAUCAGGCCUAUGUGGGUUCCUCAACCUCCAGGAGUGAUGGCCCCUCCUCGAUACCAUCCUAGUGGAGCUCCCCUUCCUGCCGGUCCUCAUCCUCACAUGCCCUCCUAUGCUCCUAAUAUGCGACCCCCUUCUCCCGAUGGCCUCCCACCUUCUUCCAUGGGCCCUCCCCCACCUCAUCAAUCCCUCCCUCCCGCACCACAAAGCCAGUCUCCAGAGAAGGCAACCUCACCUGAAGACGCCAUUUGAGCCUGACUGAGUUUCUACAUCAGCUGUGAGAUGAAGAACUUCUGGUUAAUGUUUAACGUGGACAGUGUAGGGCAGAUUGCUGGUUACCCUUUUUCCAUAAACAUCUAUUUAUUCACCAGAAGGAUGUGUUUAUUGAAUAGUGUUUGCAGGGGAGAACAUCCUCCUUCAUUGGCCUGUUUUCUUGCUGCUUGUUGUCCAAUGACAUUAUUUCUUACGUCUCUUUGUUAUUCCCUCACCUUGCUCUCUCACCAUUUACAUUCUCUAUGGGGAAGCUGAUGUUAAAGUAAACUCGGCCUGGACUGCGUGUGUCACAUGACCCCAAAACAGCUGCCUGUCGUCUAGUCAGCGUCAGAGGUUUUUGAUGGGAAUACUUCACCGAGAUGGAGAGAUUUGAAUGAUCAUAGCAUGUCCGUCAUGGCAAAAACACAACUAGCCCUGAAAUAGUUUUUGUCUGUUAUCAUCAGUAUAAUUUAAAAAAAAUGUAGCUGGUUAGCAUCUUGUCGUUGGAUUUUAUGACACUUCAGUCCGAACACGUUAAGCCCGGUUUUGCCUGCGACUGAGCUGAGUUGAUCUUGAACUCAAAUGAGACUGCUUUUGAUGAAAUGUAUCAGAGUUGCAUAAUUGAAUUUCACUGACUUCCCUGUGGGAAGUGGGAGAUUUUUCUUCUUAUUUCACAGUGAGAGAAGCAGCUGAACAGUGCUUUUGAUCAUGUUACAGUGACUUUAAUAUGGCCUAGACUUUGAAAAACGUGGCUUAUAAUAGCUGCUCAUGUUUCCCUGAAUAAACAGUCACAGGAGUGAGUUUAAUAGACUGACUGGAACAGAGAAUACCUUCAUGUGAAUUUUGUAAAAAGUGAUUAUUGCUAGAUUAAUAAAGACUCUUGAAUUGUCA